GCCGCCGGGCUGCGAGCGGCUGCGACCGAGAGAGCCCAAGAGCAGGAGAGCUAGAGAGCGAGCGGCGGGCGCUUGCCCGGCGCCUCCCCUCCGCCCAGCCGCGCGCCCCGCUUGCUUCUCCGCCCCUCCCGACUCGGCCCGGCCCCGGCGCGGCCACAGCCCCGAGCUCUGGGGCGGCGCAGGCAGCCUCGGGACUCUCCGGCGCGCCGCCGCGUCCCCAGACAAAGGCUUGGCCGGCGGCCCCGGCCCGCUGCGCCCUCGGCUCCCCGCCUCCCGGGCUCGCGGCUCUUCGCCCCCGCUCUCGGCUCGGCGCGCCCCGGCCGGCCGCAAAGUUUCCCGGGCGGCAGCGGCGGCUGCGCCUCGCGUCAGCGAUGGCCGCGGAGCUGAGCAUGGGGCCCGAGCUGCCCACCAGCCCGCUGGCCAUGGAGUACGUCAACGACUUCGACCUGCUCAAGUUCGACGUAAAGAAGGAGCCGCUGGGGCGCGCGGAGCGCCCGGGCCGGCCCUGCACGCGCCUGCAGCCAGCCGGCUCGGUGUCAUCCACACCACUCAGCACGCCGUGUAGCUCGGUGCCCUCGUCGCCCAGCUUCAGCCCGACCGAACAGAAGACUCACCUCGAGGACCUGUACUGGAUGGCGAGCAACUACCAGCAGAUGAACCCCGAGGCGCUCAACCUGACGCCUGAGGAUGCGGUGGAGGCGCUCAUCGGCUCGCACCCGGUGCCACAGCCGUUGCAGAGCUUCGACGGCUUCCGCGGCGCGCACCACCAUCACCACCACCACCACCCACACCCGCACCACGCAUACCCGGGCGCCGGCGUGCCCCACGACGAGCUGGGCCCGCACGCGCACCCGCACCACCACCACCAUCACCAAGCGUCGCCGCCGCCGUCCAGCGCAGCCAGCCCAGCGCAGCAGCUGCCCACCAGCCACCCCGGGCCCGGGCCGCACGCGGCCGCCGCGGCGACGGCGGCUGGUGGUAGCGGCAGCGUGGAGGACCGCUUCUCCGACGACCAGCUUGUGUCCAUGUCGGUGCGCGAGCUGAACCGCCACCUGCGGGGCUUCACCAAGGACGAGGUGAUCCGCCUGAAGCAGAAGCGGCGGACCCUGAAGAACCGGGGCUACGCCCAGUCGUGCAGGUAUAAACGCGUCCAGCAGAAACACCACCUGGAGAACGAGAAGACGCAGCUCAUUCAGCAGGUGGAGCAGCUUAAGCAGGAGGUGUCCCGGCUGGCCCGCGAAAGAGACGCCUACAAGGUCAAGUGCGAGAAACUCGCCAACUCCGGCUUCAGGGAGGCGGGCUCCACCAGCGACAGCCCCUCCUCUCCCGAGUUCUUUCUGUGAGUCGUGGCCGGUCCCGGCCCCCGCCCUAUGCCCCGGGCCCGGACUCCCCGUCCCGUGUCCCCCGCCCCGGACUCCCCCCGGACCCUGUCCCUGCCACGGCCCCAGCCUUGACCUGUUUGACUUGAGGGAGAGGGAGGAAGGGCGCGCGGGACGCGGGCGACGGGAGGGCGCGCGGGCAGGCAGGGGACCUUGGCCAAGAGGAGAGCGGCGCGCGCCAGCGCCGCCUCCUAGACUCGAGCAGAGCCAGAGCCAGACGAGGGGGUGGGAAGUCCCGGAGCAACUUUCCUCCAGGCUGGAGGGCGGCGAGGCAUAGUCCCGAGGAGUCGCCAAGGCCGUCUGGAGACUCCUGGCUUUCUGAACUUUGCGCGUUAAGCCGGGGCCGCUGCGUCGCGGCCCGGAGCGCAGUCCAACCCAGGAAGAGAGCAGCGAGGAGAGGAGAGGAGAGGGACCCUGGCGUCCGGCAGGCGCGAGGCGAGGCUGAGCGAAGGAAGGAAGGACAGACGGACCUGUCUGUCCAGGGUCCGGAGAACACUGGCUCUCAGCCCCGAGACGCGGGCCUCAGUUAGGACGUUCUGCGCGCUAUUCUCAUCAGUUUUAUUGCCUGCUCCAUUAUAUAGAAAAAAUACGAAAAUCUGCAUUAAAAAUAUUAAUCCUGCAUGCUGGACAUGUAUGGUAAUAAUUUCUAUUUUGUACCAUUUUCUUGUUUAACUUUUAGCAUGUCGUUGAUCAUGGAUCAUAACCCCCUUGUUUCUUUGAGUGAGAAGGGAUGGCAGUUCAGAAACUCCGGCGGCUGCUUGCCGGGGUUCAGUCCCGGCUGUCGGCUUGUAAAUACCGCCCCGCCAAACAGCUUAGAGAACGUGGCAGCAAGCUGAGUGUCUUCGUUUGGGUUUAUUAUUAUGGCAUUAUUUUUUUGUAAGUAAAAAAAAAAAAAUAGUUCUGGGCAUUUUGCAUCAGAAAACAACUUUGUCUUGGGGCACCCUUGGAAGUUGCAUGUUUUCUCCCCUCUCCCCGUCUCCAUUCGGUCCUCUUGUCCCUUCCGCUUCAGUUUUCAGUUUUGUGGGUGUCGACAGAAAGAGGACCCGGGUCCCAGUUCCUGAAUAUCAGGAGAGGGUAGCUGCCCAGUUCUGCACCCGGGAGGAGCACAGCCCAGGAAUGUCUUCACGCCUACCUUGCUAAUUUGGGUGUCCCAAACUGACACCCUUAACAAGAACGGAAAGGAAAACAGAUCUUAUGUGCUUUUUAAUGCAGUCGGAAUCACCCCAGGGUCCCUUCACAGCCCUCCAGGUCCAUCCACACUAAUUGCUGUGGCUGCGGUGCUCUUAGGGUGAGUGGCUUCACCAGCCCGGACACUGCCCAAUGGUGACCCAAACGUGUGCUGAACCUACCGCCACACUCAGAAAGUACCAGAAACCCAACCAUUGGCAAGUAAUUUUGCAACUUUCAAGUGCGUCCUUUAGACCAACAUGUUCUGUGUGUUUCUUUCCCUGCUUUUGAGCUAGCAGGUGAGUUCCCCCCCCACCCCCUUCAGUUGUAUAGUAGUUAUAGGGAAAAUCUGGGUGUUUUUCUUUAUUACCUUUUUUUUUCCUGCAGGUCAGUAAAAGGAUUUAAGUUGCACUGACAAAAAUACCAAAACGAAAGCGUAUUUUUUAGUUCCCAUUUGAGAUUGCUGGCGCUGCUGGCCGGAUGCAUUUUUGAGUUUGUAUUAGUUGAUAAAUUAACAGUAAUAACAAGAUUGUAUGAACCGCAUGGUGCUUGCAGUUUUAAAUAUUGUGGAUAUUCGUCCUGCAUCAGAAACGAGCUUUGGUUUUUACGGAUUCAACUGUGUUGAAAUCAAAUUUGCUGCAACAGAAAUUUGUUUUUAUUUCAUGUAAAAUAAGGGAUCAAUUUCAAACCCUGCUUAUGAUAUGAAAAUAUUAAAACCUAGUCUAUUGUAGUUUUA
Molecule: messenger RNA, 3282 nt
Organism: Prionailurus viverrinus (fishing cat)
Lineage: Eukaryota; Metazoa; Chordata; Mammalia; Carnivora; Felidae
Gene: MAFB
Product: MAF bZIP transcription factor B
Exons: 1
Coding region: 372-1343 (323 amino acids)
Biological process (GO): regulation of myeloid cell differentiation; regulation of transcription by RNA polymerase II
Cellular component (GO): nucleus
Molecular function (GO): DNA-binding transcription factor activity, RNA polymerase II-specific; RNA polymerase II cis-regulatory region sequence-specific DNA binding
Source: RefSeq, a predicted model, not a curated record